Molecule: messenger RNA, 4547 nt
Organism: Rhineura floridana
Lineage: Eukaryota; Metazoa; Chordata; Lepidosauria; Squamata; Rhineuridae
Gene: LPIN3
Product: lipin 3
Exons: 20
Coding region: 158-2872 (904 amino acids)
Biological process (GO): triglyceride biosynthetic process; cellular response to insulin stimulus; fatty acid catabolic process
Cellular component (GO): nucleus
Molecular function (GO): phosphatidate phosphatase activity; transcription coactivator activity
Source: RefSeq, a predicted model, not a curated record
ACCACUCAAACACAUAUCUGCGGUUUAAUGCAAGGAAGCCCAGGAGAUAUUUCUGAUGUUCCUAUAGGCUGAGCCUGCAGUAACCUGGUAAUGCUUGUUAUACAGACUCCUCCUCUCCCUCAGGUAUGAGGAAAACAGGAAGUAUCAGUCUCAGACAAUGAACUAUGUGGGCCAGCUCGCCGAAACAGUGUUGGGCACUGUGAAGGAGCUGUAUAAGGGCCUGAACCCAGCCACUCUGACUGGUUGCAUUGAUGUCAUUGUGGUGAGGCAACCGGAUGGUUCCUUUCGCUGCUCGCCUUUCCAUGUGCGCUUUGGGAAGCUGCGUGUUCUGCAUUCCAGAGAGAAAGUGGUUGACAUAGAAAUCAACGGGGAGCCAGUCAAUCUGCAUAUGAAGCUGGGUGACAAUGGAGAAGCCUUUUUUGUCCAUGAGUCAGAAGAACAAAAGGAGAGCAUCCCCACCUCCUUGUGCACAUCCCCCAUCCCCUUGGAGAAAAGCUACGAUCCUGUGGGCAGGCCUUCCAGCUUGUAUGGAGGCCCUGAAAGCUUGCGCUCAGACACAGCCCUUCGUAAGAAAAGAUGGCACAAGAAGAAGCCAAAGAAAAGGGAGUCAUUGGCAGACUCCACUUCAGAAGAAGAUGAGACUGAAAACGAGAGAUCUCUAGAGGAGAAGCGGAAACUGUUGACUUCCAACAACACAAUGUAUUACUCAUUCAUUGAUGUUCAGAGUGAAGGAGCCGGGACUCUGCAACCUAAAGAAGCCUAUCCUUAUUCUGAUGGAGAGCUGGCUCCCCUGCAAAGUCUUUCUCCGAACUGCCCAUCAGCCCCCAAAAGUGACUCUGAAUUGGAGAUUAGAAAUCCUGAAAUACCACUUGGCUCUGAAUCCCACAUGCAGUGGUCAUGGGGAAGACUGCCUGAGGUGAGCAAAUCUGGCCGAGUAGAAGCAACAAAGCCCACCACAAGUGUCUCCACGACAGCAGCCGUCCCCCCAACAGCAACCAUUCCUGUAGGUGAGACAACGCACUUUGUUGCCAUCACACCAGGCUCGGAAAGCGACUUGGGCCUGGAAGACUCCGAUGCAUCGUGUGCUCUAGCCUCUCCUGUAAUUAGGCCGACACCUGUCUUUUCUUCUGGAAAUGGCCUUCCAGCAGGCAAAGAGCCCUGUGCUUCCAUUGAGCUGAUUGGCAGCACUCUAGAGACUACGCAUGGCCUUCCAUGUGAUGAGCAAGGCCUGUCAACAGCUCCAGAGAAUGAAGAAAUAAUAUCAGCUGAGGAUAUUACUGAACCUGUUCUGGAUAUGAAAGCGCCAUCUUCAAGGAGAACUAGUUUCGCAAGCCCAGAGCCCUGCAGGAGUCCAGACUUGAACCUGGAGAAGAGACGGGGUUCCAUGAAGAGAAGCCCUCAUCUGGGACCUACUGAUAUUUACUUAGAAGACCUCUCAAACCUGGAUGCAGAGCAAUUAGCACUUUAUUUCCCUAAAAGUGACGCUGAGCUGAGUGGCCAAGCACAGACUGAUCCUGGCAGCUUCUCUCGUGCCCACCUGCACUGUGGUGCUACCAUUGACAACAGCACAGAUAAUCUGUUGGAGCCUACAGAAAGCAGCCUGAUGCCCCACAUGCUCCUGUCUGUCUGUGGAGGUCUUGGGGAUGAUGGAGAAUUAUCUCAUGCAGAGAAGUUUAUGAAGCAUAUAGUUUCCUACCAAGAAUUUGCAGAGAACCCAGCAGUACUUGAGGACCAAAAUCUGGUGAUACAGAUCCACAAGAAGUAUUACAACUGGGCAGUUGCAGCUCCUAUGCUUCUCUCUCUACAAGCUUUCCAAAAGAAUCUUCCCAAGAGUACUGUUGACAGACUCAUGAAGGAAAAGAUGCCCAAGAAAGGUGGCAGGUGGUGGUUUUCUUGGCGGCGACGAGAACUUUCACAUGAGGAGAAUGAAUCCAGUGCACAGAAAACCAGCAGACCAGACAAGCAGCAGAGAAGAGACGAUGGUUCAUCCAGUGAUGAUGAGUCAAUGUCCUCAGGCCGAGGGGAGAGACCCGUACCAGAUGCUAUCACACAGAAAUUUCUUCCAACCUACAAGAAAUCCUUAACUCUCUCUUCAGAUCAAAUUAAAAGCCUGAAUCUGAGAGAUGGUUCCAAUGAGGUAGUGUUCAGUGUGACCACUCAGUACCAGGGUACAUGUCGCUGUGAAGCCAACAUCUACCUAUGGAACUGGGAUGACAAGGUGGUGAUCUCUGACAUUGAUGGGACCAUCACCAGGUCUGAUGCUCUAGGGCACAUCUUGCCACAUCUGGGGAAAGAUUGGACCCACCAAGGCAUCGCUAAACUCUUCCACAAAAUCCACUUGAAUGGUUACAAGUUUCUUUACUGUUCAGCCAGAGCCAUUGGUAUGGCUCAUAUCACCAAAGGAUACCUGGAAUGUGUCAAUGACCAAGGCUGUGUGCUCCCAAAAGGUCCCAUAAUGCUGGCGCCUAGCAGUCUCUUCUCAGCCUUUCAUAGGGAAGUGAUUGAGAAGAAGCCAGAGGUGUUCAAAGUUGCUUGCUUAACAGACAUCCGGAAUCUCUUUGGCUCCAUCAAGCAGCCAUUCCAUGCUGCUUUUGGGAACAGAACAAAUGAUGUCUAUGCCUACAAGGAAGUAAAGUUGCCAGAAUCUCGUAUAUUCACUGUGAACCCCAAGGGAGAAUUGACCCAGGAAUACAUAACAAUGCACAAGUCCACAUAUGAUCGGCUGAGUGAGGUGGUAGAGCUUCUCUUUCCACCAAUCGGCAAGGAUGUGAGCAUUUCGUUGGCUUGCCCAGAGUUCAGCCAAUUCUCUUACUGGAGAUCUCCACUACCCACAGUGGACUUUGAAGAUUUUGCAGAGUUGGCAACAUUCUAAAGGACCUGUCACCAUUGGUCCUCUAAUAUGAUGGAGCGACAGCAAACGCCUCUUGCAGCACCUUCUCCGCAAUGUGAAAUACUUGGAUAUUCAGAAAAACUGGGUGAAAGAAUGGACAUCUAGAGCUCAGUUUCCCCUAUAUUUUAAAGGGAAUGUGUGGGAAGGGAGGUUCUCAAUACAGGGUUUGGAAAACUUGUUUAUGCCAUAUGACUGAAUGCAUUUUACCUGUAAAUUUGGUGCAUUUAUGAGGUCUUAGAGUGUUUGAAUGGUGUCAUCUGCUUUUAAAGUUGGUGAGAGGCUUCAUGGUGGAUUUGGCUGAAUAUGAAUAGCGGCUGCUAGUCUCCCCCCCCUUUUUGGGGGGGCUGAUGCUUGCAUAGUUGGUGUCAGCAGAAAUCACAUGCUUUGGAUGGGAAAACAGAAGAAGAAGAAAACUCCCUUAAUGGGCAUUUAUUGCUCCAGUCUGUUCGGAUAAUGAAUUCUCACUAAUUCCUCUGGCCUUGUCAUACAUUCUCAGAAUUAUGGUUGAUACUGACAAAAUACAUCAAUAUGUGUUUGGAUGCUAAGUGCCUUAAUAAUAUUUGCUGGAGAUGGUGUAUCUGUCUGAGCCUUAUUUUACUUAUUAAGGUGGAGACAGGUGUGUGUGUAUGCCCCCCUCCAAACAGUUGAAGGUGAUAACGAUAGAUGUAAUAUUGCUUGCGGAGUACACACAUAUUAAUCUCUCUUUGCAGGUAUUGAUUGUAGUGUUUCAAAAAUUAGCAAAUCCUGUUUAAUCAGAAAUGACAGUCGGACAGAAGCAAUGACACCUCUUUCAUGCCACUGUCAACUAUUGUGAGCCUCAUGUUUUAGUUGGUUAUAGUAACAUUUGAAGUUAAAGGAGUGCUCCCUUGUCAUAACCUGAAACUGUUGUUUGAAGGCAUGUCACUAUUCCUUCUGACAAAGACCCUGGUGCUGCUGAGGCUCUCCUUUGCCUCUUGGCUUGAACAUAGCAACAUGCACCAGCCCUCCUGAUGGGUUGCUACCAUGGGGCAUCUAAGAUACAGCAGAGGUAUGAGGCUUGGUUUCAAAAAAUUAAGUGAAAAGGUGCCCCUUGGAAUGCAUUGCUUUAUGGGGCAGUAGUUCCUUUUAGACUGCUGCUUGGUCAGGUAUGUAACAAAUGACCAAAUGGUCAUUGGGUAUGGUUGUUCUCACAAACCAAGAUGUAUGGUUUUCUGGUCCUGGACUAUUGUAGGUUAUGCCUUUUCUUUUUCUUUUUUGCUGCUGGCCAUGUUUUGUAUGAGAAGACACCACAGAUGUAUGAUGAUGCAUUUCCCCCAUAGAGUAUGUGCACAUUGUAUUCCUUAGAUUAGCACUGGUAGCAGAAAUGAGGAAGGAAAUGCAUAACAGCAGCAAACUAACCCUGAGAUACUUUGGAGGGUAUCUGCAGAUUCCAACCACCACCACUGAACACUGGCAGCAUUACUGUGAACCCAGGCUCUAACCUUAGGCACCACUUAUUCUACCUCACUUAUACUUCCUCCUUUUGUUAACCUAGCAGGGUUGCAUGGAGGAAUGGUUUAACACAAGUUCUGUGAGCCAGUUCUGUUGUGACACAUCUGCUAGUCUAUAGCUGAUGCAAGUUGGAGCUAAAAUACUCUACUGUACAGGUGUGGCAAUAAAUUCUUUUGAGUGUCUGAAA